This is a messenger RNA of Selaginella moellendorffii, 987 nucleotides long. RefSeq lists its product as uncharacterized. NCBI's taxonomy places the organism in Eukaryota, Viridiplantae, Streptophyta, Lycopodiopsida, Selaginellales, Selaginellaceae. The transcript has 3 exons. Gene Ontology annotation, molecular function: catechol oxidase activity. The coding region runs from base 143 to 928 and encodes 261 amino acids. The record is from RefSeq and is a predicted model, not a curated record.
GUGGAGAGCUGGCAGGAAAUUCAAGGAAGCAAGCUUGGUGCGAAGAAAGCGUGGCAGCGCUGGUUAUUUCUCGAAGACGAAUGUAAGAAGCGCAAGAAAUAGGGUCUUUGUGUUUUCUCCAUGUUGGGACACAAGGACACGAAUGGCGCUCGCUUCCUCGAUCUCUAAGGUGCUCGAACGAUUCAAGCGGAAUCCACGCGCUGCGAUCACCGACAGUGGUAAAUCCAGGGAGAAGGCCAGGAUAUCGUUUCCUCGAUUGGAAUUCAGGGAGAGGAACGAGGCCAAGUUUGAUCUGGUGGCACGGCUCGACUUGACGCUCAGAAUCUCCAUGCUGUCCAAGGUGAACUCCGAGAUCCAGCGUCGCUCCUUCUCGGCUUUGCUGCUCUUCACGGCGGUGUGUCUCAUCGGCCCUUCGGCGGCUUUGGCUAUGGAGGUGGAUGAUAUUCCAGAGUAUGGCCCAGGGCUUCCAAAGAAGGAUUUAGUCUUCCAUGGGGGAGUUUUUCUCGCUAGAGUCCAGAGGCCAAUGGCAUUGUCAACCACGGCAACUUCACUGGUCAGUGAAUCAUCUCGCGGCGUGUUUAUGGAAGAAAAACUCGACGUGGAAAACGAAGAAGAAGAACUCGAGGAGAUUCUUGAGCUGAGUAUGGUGGUGCCAAGAUCCGAGCUCACAGCAUUCGACGUGUUUAUUAAUCUCCCACAAGCGAGCGAGAGCUCGCCGAUCACUCUCCCGGAGUUUGUUGGCUCGUUUGCGAGUGGCGAGAUCGAUAGGCCAGGGUAUCGACGAGUGAAAGUUCGGUUUGGAAUAGGUGACAAGAUCAAGCUGCUCCAUCUGGAGAAGGAAAGGAGUGUUCUUGUCGCAAUUGUUCGUCAUGGAGCUACCAAAGGCGUGGAAAUCACGAUUAAAGACAUUGAUAUAGAGCUAGAAUAACAACUAUAAAUCAGGAAAGACUGUACUUUAAAUAUAAUAAAUCAUUACAUCCAUUUAAA